This is a messenger RNA of Magnolia sinica, 1143 nucleotides long. RefSeq names its product putative disease resistance protein At4g19050. Lineage: Eukaryota; Viridiplantae; Streptophyta; Magnoliopsida; Magnoliales; Magnoliaceae. The transcript is spliced from 3 exons. The record is from RefSeq and is a predicted model, not a curated record. The coding region runs from base 1 to 1143 and encodes 380 amino acids.
AUGCAGAAGCUCGAGAUCCUCGAUCUCCAUCAAACUCCCCUGACAAAGAUGGUGGAAGUAUCCUUCCACAACAUGCAUAGCCUCCGAAGUCUCGAUAUCUCUGGUGCCUGCAACCUCAGUCGGCUCUCGCUCAAGGGUUGUCGCUCUCUAUUGAGACUGGUCAGCCCAGAUAAACUUUCAAAACUUGAGUCGCUUGAUCUUUCAGGCACGAGAAUUGAAGAGCUUCCACACGGAAUUUUCAAUAUUACUAACAUGCGGUGCUUGGACCUGUUGGGAAUGGAGCAUCUAAAGAGGGUUGACUGGAGAAAGGUUGAUAGGCUUCCAGAAAAAUUAAAUUGGGAUCGAUGGGGCUUGGACUUGCUGCGUGAACAGCUCCAAGACAGCAGCAUAUAUCGCAUCUCGUCUUUGAGUUAUGAAAGACGGUUGGAGGUUUGCGGUGGUAAGAAUUCCCUAUACGGUAUUAGAGGAUUGCUCUCGGUGAUAGAAUUCCUUCGUUUAAAUGGCAAUGUGUUCAUUAAGGCAUUGUCUAAUCUAGGCAUGAAGAUGGACCACCUUAAAGAAUGUUGGAUUGAGAAAUGCCAUCAGUUGGAGUAUCUGUUCGUAGGAGGGACGUACGAUGAUGCGGCAAUCUGUUUAGAAAAUCUAAGGGUGUCGGAUCUUGCCAAAUUAAGGAAAGUGUGCCGAGGGGAGUUAGGAAGAGGGAGCUUCGCAUGUUUAAAGAAUAUAUAUUUAGAAUGUUGCCCGAAGCUCAUCAACUUCUUCUCUUCUAGUAUUCGGUUACAGAAUCUUGAAUUACUAGAAAUAAAAUUCUGUUGUAGACUGGAGAAGGUCUUUGAAGACGAAGGUGUGGCGGGGCAAAAUGCAUUUCCACAACUAGUCGAUUUACGUCUUUGGGAUCUACGCAAACUCAAAGGCAUUUGCGGUGGGCACUUGCCGAUGCUGAAGAAGUUGAAGAUUCGAGAAUGCCCUCUGCUGGAGAAGCUUCCUCUCCAUAACACAAAUGCUUCUACAUCAGAAGUCGAGAUCCAAGACAGAGAUGGUGCGGAGUCAGCCUCCAAAGACGAUCCACGGAUUAGAGAAGUGAUUGUGAGCGCUUCGUCAGGACACACGAAGAGACAAAUAUCAGGUAUCUACGGCAAUUAA